Molecule: messenger RNA, 963 nt
Organism: Protobothrops mucrosquamatus (brown spotted pit viper)
Lineage: Eukaryota; Metazoa; Chordata; Lepidosauria; Squamata; Viperidae
Gene: CDA
Product: cytidine deaminase
Exons: 6
Coding region: 244-687 (147 amino acids)
Cellular component (GO): cytosol
Molecular function (GO): zinc ion binding; cytidine deaminase activity
Source: RefSeq, a predicted model, not a curated record
CAGAUGUACAACAGGGCAGCACACUGGAGAGGAGUUCUGGAGAACGUCAGAAAUCCAAGGCCGGUCAGCUCUUGUGGCUCAAUACUCAAGAGGCCGCUGGAUUCAUACCUGGCCAUUCCUGUCCGCCUCCAUCCCCGGCUGAAGGGGAUCCCGUGUGGGGGUUCCCCCCAAAAUCCUGUUCCGCUGCCCCAGUUUCUGAGCCGGUCCAUGGAGCUGCGGUAAGAAAAGGCAGAGCUCCUGGCCAUGGCGCAUGAGCAGCUGGGCGGCCCCAAGGCCGGGCUUGAGCCGGAGGUGGUCCAGCGGCUUUUGGGCGCCUGUCAAGAUGCCAAGAGGUUUGCCUACUGUCCCUACAGCAGGUACCCCGUGGGAGCGGCCCUCCUGACCUCAGAGGGGAAGAUCUUCACAGGUUGCAAUGUUGAAAACGCCGUGUUUCCUCUGGGCGUCUGUGCCGAGCGAACGGCCAUCCAGAAGGCCGUGUCUGAAGGUCACACAAAAUUUCAAGCCAUGGCCAUCAGCUGCAACAGCCAAGAGUCCUACGCCAUCCCGUGUGGAGCUUGCAGACAAGUCCUCCGAGAGUUCGGUCAACAGUGGGAGAUCUACUUGACCAGGAUGGACGGAGCCUACAUCAAGAAGAGCUUGGAGGAGCUUCUGCCUUUCUCUUUUGGUCCAGAACAUCUGAAGAUCUAGGCGGGAGGAAGGAGUCCCGCAGCGGCUUCACUCUUUCUCCGCACCUCCCCAGUUCAGAAACCUGGCACACCUUCGCUCCCCAGCCUGGGACUCCAGGGAUCUCCGGACCUCCCCUCAAAAGGCAGGCGAUAGCAAAAUGGAUAUUUGCAUUCCCAGGGGGCACUGCCUGUGUAAUCGGGAUCCUCAGCUUCAUUUCAAAGGGGUGAAUCUGGGCUCUUGGCCCCUGACCUGCAGCCCCUUCCUUACCCCAAGAUAAACCGCUGUCUUUUUUGAGUC